Messenger RNA from Medicago truncatula (barrel medic), 1483 nucleotides. RefSeq names its product putative deoxyribonuclease TATDN1. Lineage: Eukaryota; Viridiplantae; Streptophyta; Magnoliopsida; Fabales; Fabaceae. The record is from RefSeq and is a predicted model, not a curated record. The transcript is spliced from 11 exons. Gene Ontology annotation, molecular function: 3'-5'-DNA exonuclease activity. Gene Ontology annotation, cellular component: cytosol. The coding region runs from base 191 to 1150 and encodes 319 amino acids.
AUAAUACUUGUAAGGCGUGUGAGUAGUAUUUUUCAUGGUGUUGGUAGCAAUACUUAAUUUGUUGGGGUGUUGGUAUUGAAUUGCGUGGGUGCAUAUAGUAAUACCGAAUGUUCAGCUCGCGCAUUCUUCACUGUAUUCUAUUCUAUCGAUCCUUUUCUUCUGCAGUGAGAGGUGAAGCAACGAAGCAGACAUGGCAGCUAUUCGGAUGAUAGAUAUUGCUGUUAACUUCACAGAUGGAAUGUUUAAAGGAAUCUACAAUGGCAAACAAUGUCAUGUUGCUGAUAUUCCAACCGUUUUGAACAGAGCUUGGGCUGCUGGUGUUCACCGAAUCAUCGUAACUGGUGGAUCCCUUCAGGAAUCAAGGGAAGCUCUUGCCAUUGCUGAAACUGAUGGAAGACUUUUCUGUACUGUUGGUGUGCAUCCAACACGUUGCAAGGAAUUUGAGGAGAGUGGAGAUCCUGAAAAGCAUUUUCAGGAUCUUUUGUCAUUGGCUAAAGAGGGAAUUCAGAAAGGAAAGGUGGUUGCAGUUGGAGAGUGUGGAUUAGACUAUGACCGGCUUCAUUUUUGCCCCGCCGAGAUUCAAAAGAGGUAUUUCGAGAAGCAAUUUGAAUUGGCAUACAUCACAAAAUUGCCUAUGUUUUUGCACAUGCGAGCAGCAGCUGCUGAUUUCUGUGAAAUAGUUGAGAAAAAUAAGGACAGGUUCUCUGGUGGUGUCACCCAUUCAUUUACCGGUAGUAUGGAUGAUUGCAUUAAGCUUCUCUCAUUUGAUAAAAUGUACAUUGGCAUAAAUGGGUGCUCUAUGAAGACAGCUGAGAACCUUGAUGUUGUCAAGGGUAUUCCUGUUGAAAGAAUGAUGAUUGAGACAGACUCACCCUACUGCGAAAUCAAGAAUACUCAUGCCGGAAUAGGUUUUGUUAAAUCUACAUGGCCUUCUAAGAAGAAAGAAAAGUAUGAUCAAGAGUGUAUUGUCAAAGGCCGCAAUGAGCCUUGUUCAGUUAGGCAAGUUCUUGAGGUGGUUGCUGGCUGUAAAGGCAUCAAUGACGUGGGUAACCUCAGUAGAACAUUGUACCACAAUACUUGCAGGAUGUUUUUCCCGCAUGACUUGGAUUCUGCAGCUGAUGCUCUUUUAGCUGGCGACAAUUCUUCAUAAACAGAUUACAGAUAUGUUGAUGACUUUGCUCUUCUCUUUGCUUUUAUUCAAAGCUGUUCAGCUGCUCCAUCCCCAAUUCUUGAGAGAGAUUACGCAGUAUCCUUUGAAGUGAAACUGAAAAUGCUUGUACUGCUCCUUUGCGAGAAAGGGAUAUAUCUAGAAGUGUUUAUUAGCAGUCUGACGAGUAUGUGAGUGUCAGAUUGUUGUAUUCUAUUUUAACGAACAUAUGAUAUGGAAAACUAUUAUGAUACUUGUACCAAAAACAAAACUAUUAUGAUAAAGGUUCCAAUGGGCAGUUAUAUUUUUGCUUAUAACAAAGGAUGGAUUGGAAAA